Messenger RNA from Peronospora matthiolae, 555 nucleotides. NCBI's taxonomy places the organism in Eukaryota, Oomycota, Peronosporomycetes, Peronosporales, Peronosporaceae. The record is from the annotation of a GenBank genome assembly.
AUGAAUAUGUUAGAUGAUGAAGGUGACCAAAGUUUUCACGCUACGCGUGACGGCUACUACCAUUUGAGCGAUGUCGUAUGGGAUGCUGUUGAACGGAAGGGUUCAGCCAUGGGCAUUCAUGCUGUUAGCGUCAUGCUAGAGGAUCUCAAUAGAGAUGCCCAACAUGCUACUAUCGCCAAGUUCAUUCAAAAUGAACUUGACGCUGAACGCGAUAAAGUAGCCUUGCUUCACCAACAAGGUUCUCAACAAUCAGAGUUGUUGAGAGAACAGGGUGCUCAACAGUUUGAACUGUUGAGACAGCAGCAGGCUGCUGGUGGUGGGUCGAUGCACUCGCGUCGACCCGAGACCUUGAAGAUUGACAUCUUCAAGUAUAGGGGAGUCGAAGAGAACUCCCUCUUGAGAUGGUUCGUCGAAUUAGACGACGCCAUAAGGGCGCGUCGCAUCGACGACGGGGAUAUGCAAGUUGCAUUUGCCCAGUCAAAUCUGGCAGGACGUGCCAAGACUUGGGCACUGGGGCUCAAGUUGCACGACCCAUAUGCGUAUGGGUCAUUAUAA